This is a messenger RNA of Physella acuta, 1037 nucleotides long. Its product is annotated as regulator of microtubule dynamics protein 1. The record is from RefSeq and is a predicted model, not a curated record. NCBI's taxonomy places the organism in Eukaryota, Metazoa, Mollusca, Gastropoda, Physidae. Gene Ontology annotation, cellular component: spindle microtubule; mitochondrion; cytoplasm. Gene Ontology annotation, molecular function: microtubule binding.
UUUGGGUGGUAUCCCCUGAUCUAGACUAGAUCUAUAGGUGAUGGCUUUGCUUAGUCGCUACCCUAUAAUAAUAAAUACCUACCGACGACUACUGUCUAAAAAUAACGCUCAACAAAUACUGAAACAGGUGGUUUCCAGACAUACUCAUCAAAUUCAGAAGAGACUAUAUUUUGUAAAGCAGCUCUGCAAAGUUAAGUUUUCUUUAUUGAUUCCCAUUGGUAUCAUGGCAGCAGCCUCAGCAAGUAGCCUUGAAAAUCAGAAACUCAUUGAAGAAUCUGAAGUUCUUUAUGAGAAAAAGGAUUUCCCAGCCUUGUAUGAUUUGAUGGUAGCACACAAAGAUUCACAAGAUGCUAAUGUGCUAUGGCGGCUAGCAAGAGCUGCCACAGAAAAAGGGAAAAUGGGAGGGGAAGGAGAUAAAAGAAAGAAGCUUAUUUAUGAAGCCUGGGGUUAUAUUGAAAAAGCUCUUCAAUUGGAUGAUACAAAUUUUGCUUGUCAUAAAUGGUAUGGAAUAUUGUUGGACUACACAGCAGAGUAUGAAGGAACUAAGAAAAGAAUUGAAAAUGCAUUUAAGGUCAAAGAACAUUUUCAGAAAGCUAUUGACUUAAACCCUAAUGAUGCCACUACUUUAUAUUGUCUAGGAUAUUGGUGUUUUUUAUUCGCUGAUAUGGCUUGGUACCAGCGCAAAAUAGCCUCUGUUAUAUUUGCUUCACCCCCAACAUCUUCGUACGAAGAAGCCCUUGAUUAUUUCAAGAAAGCAGAAGAAGCUGAGCCAGGUUUCUAUAAUCAAAAUAAAGUAAUGAUGGGGAAGACAUAUAUGAGGCUAAAAGAUAAGGAAACUGCUAAAACACAUUUGAUGAAAGCAUUAGAACAUACUGACAAAACUACUGAUGAUGCUAAGGCCAGAAAGGAAGCUUUGGACUUGCUAAAGGAGCUAGGUGUCAAAGUUUAGCUAGGAGUCAAAUUAUAGCUAUCAGUCAAAGUGUAGCUAUAUUUUAUUUAAACAAACUCACCUUUUUAACAAGAGCUACACAUUCACU